GUUCAAAGGUCGGUAGCGGUGGUGUAGCCGGCUACAGUGAAACCAAUGUUGAUCGCAGAGAACGUCUACGCAAAUUAGCCCUCGAGACAAUAGAUCUCAAUAAAGAUCCCUACUUUAUGAAAAAUCAUUUGGGUUCAUACGAAUGCAAGCUAUGCUUAACACUUCAUACUAAUGAGGGUAGCUAUUUGGCUCACACACAAGGAAAGAAACAUCAGACUAACCUUGCGCGGAGAGCUGCAAGAGAUGCCAAGGAGAACAACAACAUUCAACCGGCAUUAUCAGCGGCACAGAAAAUUCAGGUGAAAAAGAACUUGGUCAAGAUAGGUCGACCUGGGUAUAAAGUUACCAAAGUACGAGAUCCUAUUACAAGACAACUUGGGCUGCUUUUUCAAAUCCAGUAUCCUGAGAUUGGCAUAGAUGUGACGCCACGCCAUCGAUUCAUGUCUGCUUAUGAACAGCGAAUUGAGCCUCCUAACAAAGCACAUCAGUACCUUCUCUUUGCUGCUGAACCGUAUGAGACUAUUUCUUUUAAAGUGCAGAGUAAGGAGGUUGAUAAAGGUGAAGGUAAGUUCUUCACUCAUUGGGACCCUGAUUCGAAACAGUUCUCGUUACAGUUCUUCUUCAAGAAUGAUCGAUCUGGUGGAUAUGCUGAAGGAAUACCACCAGGCGUAGAGAGAGCUCCAAUUGCAAAUCCAUUGAAUCCUUAUGCAGCGCCUGCUAUGCGUGGGCCUACUUAUGUUCACGGAUAG
This is a messenger RNA of Paraglomus brasilianum, 749 nucleotides long. The record is from the annotation of a GenBank genome assembly. NCBI's taxonomy places the organism in Eukaryota, Fungi, Glomeromycota, Glomeromycetes, Paraglomerales, Paraglomeraceae.